GGCGCUCAUCCUGCCCGAUCAACACAUUGAAGAAACAUUCCUACGGGAAUGAACCGAUAACUAUAGGGUCAGGUUAAUUCACGGCGACAGUAUGACGACGACAUCAACUCCAGCGCCAACGUUGUCGACAGACUGGGCACCGACCGCUUCCGGAUGUCUUCGCAAGAGUGAUCUAUGGGUGUGGCAAUAUAGCGAUAUACAAAAGGAUGCCCGUACUGUUCUAGGAGGCCCAUCGCAGACUACAGCAUGUUUCUCUUCAGAAUGGACCGCUACUCUUACAUAUGCGGGCUCAGGCUGCCCGGCGAAAUAUACACCAGCCUGUACAAAUGGUGACGCCGUAACAUGUUGCCCCGACCUCUACAGUUUCACCUGCGAUAAGGAAACCUGGAGCGUUUCUACUACCCAUGGCGAUUGGUUCCGUUGCGUAUCGCAGUGGGACAGUCAAACCAUAGAUACGUUGACAAAAACCGAUUUCGUAGCGAGCACGAUAAAGAUAGAGACAAGAACGAGACACCCAAACCAGCAUUUAUUUGCCUUAGCUUUGUUGUACACUCCACCGCCUCCUUCAUCAACCAGCUCUUUACCUACCUCCUCGUCCGACCCGACUCCAACAGAAACGCCCUCUGGAAACUCGAACUCAGGGCUCACACCCGCCGCGGCCGGCGGAAUUGGCGCUGGGGUGGGCGCAGCUGCUGUCCUACUCGGUGUUAUAGGCUGGAUAUGGUAUCGACGGAGGAAAGCAUCAAACGUAACUCCUCCAACCCCUGGAACUUCUUCAGCGCAUACAUAUAACCCGGAUGGUUCUUACGGUCAGCCUCAUUAUUUAACCCAACCUUUUAUACCGCCAGCGCCCAAGCAGCCGGCCAAGGAACUGCACGGCGACUCGGCGCCUGUUUUCGAACUUCCUGGUGACGCGAAUGAGCAGCACAACCGACUACAAUGAAUUGAAGGCGGGAUGAUUGUCAGUACAUAAUUAUCGCGAUAGUGUCUUGGGACACGUUCACGAAGUGGGAAGUGGUAGGAGCUUAAUCACAGUAAUAAGGCUUGGUAUCGAUGACAAGCUCAAUAACGUGU
This is a messenger RNA of Xylaria bambusicola, 1074 nucleotides long. RefSeq lists its product as uncharacterized. The record is from RefSeq and is a predicted model, not a curated record. NCBI's taxonomy places the organism in Eukaryota, Fungi, Ascomycota, Sordariomycetes, Xylariales, Xylariaceae. Bases 92 to 943 code for a protein of 283 amino acids. The transcript has 2 exons.